AUGUCCGCGCAGGCAUGCCACUUCAUAUACAAUAAAUGGGAGCCCACAUACAUCCCGGCCACGACUUUCCUGCUACUGUUGCUUCCGCUUGGUCUCUCCACGCUCCUUGUUCCUCACUACGGCCCGGUGCUCGCACCAAUUGUUGCCCUGACGACAUACCAUGGCGUCCUGCUAGCGUCCAUCUCGCUGUAUCGUGUCUCACCAUGGCACCCUGUCUCACGCUACCCGGGUCCGCUUCCGGCCAAACUGUCCAAGUGGUGGAUGGUCUGGCAGGAGCGUCAUGGUAAGCAGCACCUGUACAUUCGAGCGCUGCACGACCGGUACGGCGAUGUGGUGCGCAUUGGACCCAACGACAUCUCUAUUCGCGACGUUGAUGCUGUGGCUCCGAUGAUGGGCACCAAUGGCCUGCCCAAGGGCCCCUCCAUGUAUGCAGUAGCUAUGGAGCCCCCAAUUUCAGGGCUUAUCGGAAUUAGAGAUCCAGUUGUGCAUGCUCGCCGCCGCCGUCCCUGGACCCGCGCAUUCAGCACGGCCGCGCUGAAGGAGUACGAGCCGAUCCUCGUCAGGAACAUCACAAAGCUACGUGAGCAGCUAGCAAGCCAAAGGGGGGGCGUCAAUCUGGCGACGUGGUUCAGCUGGAUGACAUACGACGUUAUGGGUGACAUGGUAUUCGGGGGAGGCAGCGAUAUGCUUACGCAUGGCGACAAAGACGGAAUCUGGUCCAUGAUACAGACCGCCGCAGAAGGGCAGAUGCUGUAUCAUCACAUUCCAUGGCUGGCACACUUCGCUAGACGUCUCCCUGUGUCAGGCGGAGUGAAGAAGAGACGUCGCUGGGCGCUCGAACGCACUACGGUCCGUUACAAGCAAGGUGCAACCACGAAGGACCUAUUUUAUUACUUGGUGAGCUUGAUGAGCAACGAAGACGGAGCAGAGCAGACGUCCCCACCCGCAGGACAGGUCAUUUCUGACGGUGUUCUUGCGACUAUUGCAGCCUCGGACACCACCUCGAGUGUCUUGUCAAACGCAUUUUGGAACAUCCUGCGGUACCCGCAGUACUAUAAGCGGCUCCAGGCUGAAGUUGACCAGUAUUACCCUGCCGGCGAAAACGCCCUUGAUCCUAAGCAUUACAGCAAGAUGGUAUUCUUGGACGCUGUGCUGAACGAGACGAUGCGAAUGUAUCCUGUCAUCCCGAGUGGCAGCCAACGUGCCCCGAUUCCGGGCAAAGGCGAUAGAAUCAUCGGACCCUACUUCAUCCCCAACGGCACACAGACCCGUAUGCACUUUUGGUCGCUACAGCGCCACGCGCGGUACUUCACGCAUCCGGACACAUUCUGGCCUGAGCGAUUCCUCAUCGCCGAGGGACUCGAGCGCGCGCCAGAAGGCGAGCCAUUCGUCCACGAUGCGAACGCGUUCAUCCCGUUCUCGUUUGGGCCGUCUAAUUGCGUGGGCAAGAAUCUGGCGCAGGUGGAGAUGCGGAUGGUGUUCUGCCACCUGCUGCAGAAUCUCGAAUUUGAGCUCGAGAAGGGCUGGGACCCUGCCGAGCGUGAUCACACCGUCGAGGAUCGGUUUGUCAUAUCGAUGAAGAGUCCUCUGCCUGUGGUUAUGCGUCGCAGAACUUAG
Phanerochaete carnosa HHB-10118-sp is the source of this 1617-nucleotide messenger RNA. RefSeq lists its product as uncharacterized. Lineage: Eukaryota; Fungi; Basidiomycota; Agaricomycetes; Polyporales; Phanerochaetaceae. The transcript is spliced from 7 exons. Gene Ontology annotation, molecular function: monooxygenase activity; oxidoreductase activity, acting on paired donors, with incorporation or reduction of molecular oxygen; iron ion binding. Bases 1 to 1617 code for a protein of 538 amino acids. The record is from RefSeq and is a predicted model, not a curated record.